AUGAAGGAUGUCUUACAAUGGGCGAUUGACCACUACGAGACAAGAGACCAACUGGUGCAGAAGGGAAUUUGGAAAGGUGAGCUCUACCAUGAUUCCAUCUUUAAAGAAAAUAGUAGAGGCUGGCUCUGGAAAGUUUUACUUUUAUGUGACGAAAAUAACAACUGCUUGUUAACUGAUAACUUUAAAGAUUUGGAUCUUAAUCAGUUCGGCUUAGUACCAGUGCCUAUACUGACAGAUGGCGAGAACUAUGACGAGAAGCAUAAUGCAAAUGUACCUAAAAGGGUCUUGCAUUCGAACGUUUCUUCCUCGGUGGGAAUCAGGAGGCUGACUCCCGUCGAGGCUGUUGAAAAGCAUCCCUUGUCUGGUGACAGUGACCAAACUGGAGACUCUUUGUCCAAGCAAAAGGAUGAAAAGCCGUUGACCCUGAGGGAAACUCUGGAAAUUAUAGAUUUAGACCUCUCAAGGAUAAUGCUUGACGACAUAUUCCAGGAGCCCAAAGUUCACGCUCAAAUGAGACAGCUUAUGUACAAUUAUUUGCUCAUACAUCAAAGCGAACACCUACAGUACAAACAAGGGUUCCAUGAGAUAUUAAGCGUCAUUUAUCUACAAUUGUAUCACGGCACGGAUCUCGAUAACACCGACUUGCAAAAUGUUUUGAUUAUUUUUAACAAGCUCAUGAACCAAAUCGAACCGAUUUUUUAUAACGAAGAAAAUUUGAUUAACUGGGAUAAGAGAGUAUUUACGAAAAUCUUUAGGAUUUGUUUACCAGAUUUAUUUACGAAGAUUUUUUACCAGCCGCCAAAAACGGGCAGCGGGAGGAAAAAAAAUGUAAACCACCUGGUUCAUUCCAACUUAAUCUGGCUUAUCCGAUGGACAAGAUUGUUAUUUUUAAGAGAAUUGCCCUUAAAAAAUGUGUUGAUCAUUUGGGACCACAUCUUGACGUUCAACUAUCCCUUGGAGAUUUUCAUUGCAUGCCUUAUUAUUACCCUUUUAUUAUCCAUUUACGAUGAACUUCACGAAUUAGUGAGCCAAGACGGCUAUGAACAUACGAAUAAUAACGAUGAAUUUGUUGAAUUGAUUCUGCAUUUCAAGAAAAUUUUCCAUAGGGAAGAUGUCAGCAAAGAUGAUGAAAAGUUCUUAGAGCUGUGCAGGAUCACGGGAAAUUUAUGUGAAUUGUGGUACGGGAAAAAUCAUGACGAUAUGAGAUUAAUUUGCGACACUUUUAUAAAUGCUAAAUUCGGUAUUAAAACUAGUGAUGUUUUGAGUAUGGAAACCGCAAAAUUGAGUAUUGACCCCAAUAGGCAAUCGCUCGAAAACAAACUAAGGGAGAGGGUAAGGCAGACACUUUUGAAGAACAAAAAGAGAUAA
Messenger RNA from Saccharomyces paradoxus, 1368 nucleotides. RefSeq names its product GTPase-activating protein GYP6 (gene GYP6). Gene Ontology annotation, biological process: activation of GTPase activity. NCBI's taxonomy places the organism in Eukaryota, Fungi, Ascomycota, Saccharomycetes, Saccharomycetales, Saccharomycetaceae. The record is from RefSeq and is a predicted model, not a curated record. Gene Ontology annotation, molecular function: GTPase activator activity. The transcript has a single exon. The coding region runs from base 1 to 1368 and encodes 455 amino acids.